Cladophialophora yegresii CBS 114405 is the source of this 831-nucleotide messenger RNA. RefSeq lists its product as uncharacterized. Bases 1 to 831 code for a protein of 276 amino acids. Lineage: Eukaryota; Fungi; Ascomycota; Eurotiomycetes; Chaetothyriales; Herpotrichiellaceae. The transcript has 3 exons. The record is from RefSeq and is a predicted model, not a curated record. Gene Ontology annotation, cellular component: Golgi membrane.
AUGAGCAGCCCUCGCAUUUCGACUCCACGUCAGUAUGGCGGACCUCACUUUGGUGCCACGGCCACAGGGCGUUCUGACAUGCGCAUGCCUCGAUUCUUCAAACGACUAUUCAAAUUCCCUCAAAUGGAUUUUGAAAUGGCAGUGUGGGAGAUGACACAUCUACUGAUCGCGCCUAAGAAGGUGUUCAAGUCGAUCUACUAUCAUAAACAGACGAGAAAUACGUGGCAUCGACCAGACCCCUCGUUUACCUACCUACUAUCCUUCUUUCUGCUACUCACUUCGUUUGCCUGGUCCCUGGCAUACACACCAUCCUUCGGUUCAGUCGUCAAACUAGCCUUGAUGUUCGUGGUCAUCCACUUCCUCGCAGGCUCACUCCUCGUCUCAGCGAUAGCAUAUUAUCUCGUCGGCAGACUACUAGGUCCCGGCAUCGCAGGCCUCCCAGGCCGUAGACGGCAACAGGGCCUCUUCGGACCCCCGGGUGGAACACGUGGUGCAGAAGUUCUUGAAUUCGGAUACUGUUUCGACGUUUCUAUCCGGGCGUUCUUUCCUCCCUACGUCCUCCUGUACAUCAUCCAGUACAUCCUCAUGCCCGUCGUAAACCAUGAGAACCACGCCUCUACGUUCUUUGCGAAUCUGCUGUAUCUAGGAGCGGGAUUAUACUGGAGUCUGAUCACGUUUUUAGGGUAUAACGCAUUGCAUUUCCUGCAUCACACACAACUUUUGUUGAGUCCUAUGUUGGCCUGGAUCGUGAUUUGGUUGGUGUGUACGAUUCUGAAUAUCAAUCUUACGACAUUGGGAACGAGGUGGCUGUUCCUGGGCGUCAAGGGAUGA